CUUCUUUUGCCACUUUGUUCCCUUCCCUUCUCUCUCGCGUUUCAUGUUCUCUCCUCUUUGCCUUUUGGGGCUACAUCUCUUCCUCUUGAUUGCAAGAUCGUAAGAGAGAGAGGAGAGAGAGAGGGAGAGAGAGCUUGUUAUGGGGUGUUUCAGAUGCAGUGGAAAAGCAGUGAAGGAGCUGGAGGACGUGAACAGAAGCAGCACCACCCCCAGCAGCAGCAGCAGCAACAACAACAACAACAACAUCGUCAACAGCGACAACCAUCGUUGUCCCACGAAGAAAGCGGAAGAUCGAGCUGCUCCGGAGACUGCGAAGGUCGAUGGUUGCGGAAAUGCGAAAGAAUCUGAUGUGGAGAGACACGAGGUUGCAAAGGAAGAUGACCAACUGAACAUAGAUGUGAAGGAUUUGGAUUUGAGGGAUAUCUAUAAGGAUGCAAAAGCUAAUGGAAAACGGGCUCAGACAUUCACGUUCGAUCAACUUGCAGCUGCCACGGACAAUUUCAGAUCGGAUUGCUUCGUGGGUGAAGGUGGCUUUGGCAAAGUGUAUAAGGGGCAUCUAGAGGGAACUGACCAGGCAGUAGCAAUCAAGCAACUUGAUCGAAAUGGACUUCAAGGCACAAAGGAGUUCAUUGUCGAAGUAACGAUGCUAAGUCUGGUUGAUCACCCUAACCUUGUGAAAUUAAUUGGCUUUUGUGCAGAGAGAGAUCAGAAGCUGUUGGUGUACGAAUAUAUGCCGUUAGGAUCACUAGAAACCCAUUUGCAUGACCUUCCGCCAACUAGACAAGGACUUGAUUGGAAUACAAGAAUGAAAAUAGCAGCUGGAGCAGCAAAAGGUCUUGAGUAUUUGCACGACAAAUUGAAGCCUCCUAUUAUAUACCGUGAUUUGAAAUGUUCAAACAUUUUGCUCGGCGAUGGAUAUCACCCUAAGUUAUCUGAUUUUGGCUUAGCCAAGGUGGGUCCAAGUGGGGAUAGGACCCACGUGUCAACCAGGGUUAUGGGCACCUAUGGCUACUGUGCACCAGAUUAUGCAAUGACAGGCCAGUUGACAUUCAAAUCAGAUAUCUACAGCUUUGGAGUUGUUCUUCUGGAGCUGAUUACAGGAAGAAAAGCUUUUGAUCCCAUGAAAGAGUCCAAGGACCAGUACCUUGUUGCUUGGGCACGUCCCCUUUUCCGGGAUAGGAAAAAAUUUGCCCAGAUGGCUGACCCAACACUUGAAGGCCUGUAUCCUGUAAGAGGCUUGUACCAAGCGCUAGCCAUUGCUGCGAUGUGCGUACAAGAGCAACCCACCGUGAGGCCAGUCAUAGGUGAUGUAGUCACUGCACUGAAUUACCUUGCCUCUCAGAAGUACGACCCGAGUGCCCAACCUGCGCAAAUCUCUGGGAAGGCCGCCAGCGGUUCUUCUUCUAGAACGAGAAGGGAGGACAGAGUAAGCGCCGACGACGAUCCAGUCUAUUCAUCUUAUGGGUACCAAAACUAGGAAUACUGCAUGACUUUUGGUGGUGUUCAUAUAUGAAAAUGCCGACUUGUCGGUCUUCAUGUGGCAUGCAUAUUACGUUUGACACUUAAUCCUUGACUUCAAUUCAGGUAACCCUGUACCUUCCGAACUCCACUUCACCCCGUGUACAUGCGAGCUGAGUUUUGUAAGUAAGAUGCCUCUGAAGAAACUAGCUGUUUGUACCCUUCCAUUUAGUGGGAAAAAAAAAAAAAAAGCCUCUAUUCUUUCCUUACAUUGUUUUGCCAUGAUCUGAGACACCUUGUGCUGAAAAUUUUAGUCCAGACACCGAGAGAUUAAUAUUCCACCAGUUGGUACUUGGUAGUUUGCUA
This is a messenger RNA of Rhodamnia argentea, 1824 nucleotides long. RefSeq names its product probable serine/threonine-protein kinase PBL5. The transcript has 5 exons. Gene Ontology annotation, biological process: protein phosphorylation. Gene Ontology annotation, molecular function: protein kinase activity; ATP binding. The record is from RefSeq and is a predicted model, not a curated record. NCBI's taxonomy places the organism in Eukaryota, Viridiplantae, Streptophyta, Magnoliopsida, Myrtales, Myrtaceae. The coding region runs from base 140 to 1477 and encodes 445 amino acids.